This is a messenger RNA of Didymodactylos carnosus, 582 nucleotides long. NCBI's taxonomy places the organism in Eukaryota, Metazoa, Rotifera, Eurotatoria, Philodinida, Philodinidae. The record is from the annotation of a GenBank genome assembly.
AUGUCAACCGCGUAUAAAAAAAUUAUUUUAAUGUUUAGUAAAAACAUAAGAGUUUAUAAAUUUCAAUUAGUAGUUAUUGGUGAUAAAUCUGUUGGAAAAACGACAUUAUUAAAACGUUUUUCACCGGCAAAAGAAAGGUUUCUCUACGGGGUUCUGGGAUUGAAAUUAGAUGAUAAAACUAAAGUUCGCCUAGGACUCAUAGAUUAUACCGGUGGUGAUGAUAAUUUCGCAGAUUUUUUAUAUGAUGGUGAUUAUUUGAGACUAUUCUUAAAGCAUGAGAAAAUAAAUGGUUAUCUGUUAUUGUUUGAUGUUACAAACAAAGAUUCGCUUAAAAAUCUUCAACGAUGGCUGCAUAUAGUUUGUAUUAAGGACAAUGUUGUUAAAAUAUUAGUUGGUAAUAAAUGUGAUUUAAUCGAUGAACAACAACGACAAGUUGAACACGAAGAAGCUAAACAAUAUGCUGAUUUAUUAAAUAUUCCGUAUUUUGAAAUAAGUACACUGACGGGAGAGAAUAUGGAACAAAUGUUUAUAACAGCGGCUAGACAGCUGAUUAAUAAUGUUAAGAAGAGAAGACUGUUGUGA